This is a messenger RNA of Gadus chalcogrammus (walleye pollock), 1149 nucleotides long. Its product is annotated as E3 ubiquitin-protein ligase TRIM47-like. The record is from RefSeq and is a predicted model, not a curated record. Gene Ontology annotation, molecular function: zinc ion binding. The transcript has 3 exons. Lineage: Eukaryota; Metazoa; Chordata; Actinopteri; Gadiformes; Gadidae. The annotation marks the transcript as partial.
UGUUCCAUCUGUCUGGAUGUGUUCAGCAGCCCAGUUUCCACACCAUGUGGACACAACUUCUGCAGAACCUGUGUUACAAAGUAUUGGGAUGAUAGAGUCUGGUACAAUUGUCCUGUUUGCAACGAGCUUUUUCAAACUAGACCCUUUCUACGAGUCAAUACCCUUUUAUCAGAGCUGGCCGCUCAGUUUAGAACAUCCGUACGAGUAGAAGAGCAGCCUUGUGUUGAACCAGCUGAAGUUCCCUGUGAUGUCUGUACUGGUACCCAACUGAAGGCCGUGAAGUCCUGCCUAGUGUGUCUUAUCUCUUUCUGCCAAACCCACCUGGAGCCACAUCAGAGAGUCGAAGUCCUGAAGAAACAUCGGCUGGUCGAGCCUAUGGACCGUCUGGAAGACAGGAUGUGUAAGAAACACGACCGACUUCUUGAGCUCUUCUGCCAGACUGAACAGGUGUGUGUGUGUCAGUUCUGCACAGAGACAGACCACAAGUCCCAUCCUGUUGUACCUCUAAAGGAGGAAUAUGAAGUGAAGACGGCCAAGCUGGGGAAGAUAGAGGCUGAAGUUCAGCAGAUGAUCCAGGAGAGACAAAAAAAUAUUCACGAGAUUAAAGACACAGUUAAACGCAGCAAAGCAGAUGCAGACAGAGAGAUAGCUGAUGGUGUACAGGUCAUCACUGCUCUGAUGCGCUGCAUUGAAAAGUGCCUAAUCAAAGAGCUGGAGCAGGAGAAAGAAGAUCUGACCAAUAGAACCUCAGAGGUAAAGCAGCUCUCACACACUAAAACUCACUCUGGACCCGAACACAGACAUCUCUUUCUGUGUGAAGACAACAGAAAGGUGAUGCAGCUUGGAAUAACACAGAGGUAUCCUGACCACCCAGAAAGAUUUGACUACCGAAGACAGGUGUUGUGUAGAGAGGGUCUGACUGGCCGCUGUUAUUGGGAGGUAGAUUGGCAAGGCGAGGUGGAUAUAGGAGUGACAUACAGAGGAAUCACAAGGAGAGGAAGGAGGGACGACAGCUUAAUUGGACAGAACCACAUGUCCUGGUGUCUUCAUGGUGAGGAUGCUAAUGAUGUUGAUAAUGUUUACUCUUCCUGGUACAACGGUAAUGAAACAAUAUUGUCUCCCCCCCCCCCGAUCACUUUAAAAGAAUAG